AUGCAUCUCGGCUGUAUGAUUCUUUUCCUCUUUCUUGCGAGCUUCGAUGUCGCUUCCCAAUCCUUGCCCAAGCUGACUCCCCGCCAGCUCGCUGUGAACCAGCUCGUCAACGCAUCCCGCAUUCUCGCCUCGCAGGGGGUCGCAGACGACUGUGCCGGGCACAUCUCCAUCCGUGAUCCGCUCUCCUCAGACACCUUUCUGAUCACUGGUGGUAGCAGGACACCCGCCCAAGUCACUCCGGCCGACGUUACCGUGGCCAGGAUCAACGAUUCGCAGGUCAUUUCGGCGGCUUUGGAGGAUCAUGAGCCUCCGAUCCGCCCAGCCGAGAUCUUCAUCCACUCGUCCAUCUAUCAGAGGUUCCCCAACUCGACGGUCAACAGUAUCGCCUAUUACCAGGCCGAGCAGCUGCUACCUUGGUCGCUCUUCUCUUCGGACUCCGCCGGGAUCAACACGUCUCUAGUGACGACAGACGACCUCACUGGCUUCUUUGCGACGACCUCAGGCGCUUCCUUCUUGGGACCUCAUCCCGCUCCGGUCUUCAGCAUCUUUGACGAUGAUCCUGACGCGGCAACGAUUGCCGUCGACGACGUGGCCAAGGGCUUCUCGCUAGCGACAAGGUUCGGUCCCGCUGAUGCUACAGUCGCCAGCGUCAACGAGACUGACGGCUUUAGGCCUCUGGUGCUCAUGCGUAACGACGGCGCCACAGUGGUCGGAACGACGGUUCCCGAGGUCACCUUCCGCUUCGUUCAGGCGGUGAAAAGCGCCCGGAUCCAGCACCACGCAUCCAUGCUUUCGGCACAGAACGGAUCGGUGCCGCGCUUUGUGCCGGCUCAAGCGAUCAAAAGUAGCGACGAGUAUCUUCGCAGUUGGCUGCUAUGGAUUUCGCAGGUCGAGAACGCCAUGGCUGCAGACGUGGCCCGCAGCCCGGAGCUGUGGGCUGGCAGUGGUAAUGCGGCUGGUACAGGUGCCGGCAGCGAGAAUGCUGCGAGUAUGAAGGGGCCGCUGUCGAAGGGACUGGCCCUCAUCGUCAUCUGCACCACCAUCUCUUUGGCAUCCCUGCUCUCGCUUUGA
Molecule: messenger RNA, 1071 nt
Organism: Moesziomyces antarcticus
Lineage: Eukaryota; Fungi; Basidiomycota; Ustilaginomycetes; Ustilaginales; Ustilaginaceae
Exons: 2
Coding region: 1-1071 (356 amino acids)
Cellular component (GO): cytoskeleton
Molecular function (GO): actin filament binding
Source: RefSeq, a predicted model, not a curated record